Messenger RNA from Astyanax mexicanus (Mexican tetra), 2997 nucleotides. RefSeq lists its product as uncharacterized. NCBI's taxonomy places the organism in Eukaryota, Metazoa, Chordata, Actinopteri, Characiformes, Acestrorhamphidae. The record is from RefSeq and is a predicted model, not a curated record. Bases 607 to 1347 code for a protein of 246 amino acids. The transcript is spliced from 3 exons.
UAAUAAUAAUAAUAAUAAUAAUAAUAAUAUUAAUAAUAAUAUGUAAGAAUCUGCUAUUGCUCAUUUUUCUCAUAACACAUUUUCUGUUCUCAGUCAGGUUAAGGCAUAUUUGCUUUAAUUAAAGUUAUUAAGUCUGUUGUUUGUGGUGUUUUUUCCUCAUGACAAGUUGGUGCAGUUUGAGACACUGUACCAACACACACACUGUGGUGUAGACAGGCCAGUACAGGUGCGAUAUGUUAACCAGAAUAUUUUACAGUUAAAGCAUUAAAACAACAUUUACACUAUUUUUUUUUACUUGUAUUGCAGUUUGACCCCAGACAGUGAUUCAUUAGAAGUGUUUGUAAAUCGUGACUUUAUUAGACAGCUAAAUACUGACACUUUCCUGAUUUUGCCUCAGUCGCUUGCAAGACAUUUCAUCAUUCCUCCAAUACCAAGAUCAUAAGCUGUGAAUUAAUUAACAGUAUGCCUCAGGUGUUUCUGCUAUUUCACAACACUGUGUUUUCUCAAACGCUUAAUUUAGAGGUGUUUUAAAUAUAUAUGAUUGGUGCAAUCUGUCUUCCAUAUCAGAGUUUGAGAGAGAAGAGAGUACACGUUUAAACUGCAGUCAUGGACAUCAGCCUUGCUAUUCAGCUCCUUUUAACUCUGGCUUCACUGACUGAAUAUUCAGCUGAAGGGAAAACUGUGACAGUGUGUCGCAAGUCUUUGCGCAAACUCUAUAAGAGGCAGGUGUAUUUGGACGGCUCUGCAGUGUUUCCGCAGGAUGAAGCACGAGAUUUGGGGUGUGUCACGUAUGAGCUCAACAACACCAUCACCACCCCCCCUCCACGUCCCCGCCCGACCCUGCCCGCACGCUGGGUGUACCACCCCCAUCCUGUGGUCGUAUAUCUGCCCAGAAACAACACACAGGUGUGGCCACAGGGCUUGGCUCCUCCUAUGCCUGGAAACUUCAACAUGUCUGAAAUCAUGAAGUCUACACAACAGCAGCCUCAGCCUCAACCCGUGGUGGUGCAUGGUCAGACCCUGAGGCCUGUAUACAGCUUUCCUCCAGAGCUUGAGGCAUUUCUUAGGGACUAUAGAGCGGGACAGGGGGUUGCAGGGCCACGAGGGGCCCAGCUUGUAAUGGCUAAGCCAGUGAACAUGAUUCAGUUGCCCAGCCGAGGACUGUCCGACUUAUUCAACUCAACUGGACGAAUGCCAGAUUUUCAGAAGGGUGGAGAAGUCAUUAAAGGUGCUGAUGCAGCGUUUCCAGGGCCUGCACCGCAUACACCACCCAGACCGUCACGCCUUUUUGGGCAUGUCUAUACACCCAAAUUACCAUACAGAGCUUAUUAUAAACCAUCUCCUUAAACUGGUGUUUCUGCAGCUAACAGCUUCUUUACUGCAAUGAUCCUUCACAUUAUAUUUAGCAGAUAUAUUAUAUAUAACCCUUGUGUUGUUAACUCACUUUUUGACCUGCUACCUUGUUUAGCUCUAGAAAAAAUACCUUAAACUCUCUUUUUCCAACUUUUUUCCAAAUUUUAAGACUUUUCCUAAAGGCGCGCCAUCAUUAGAAAGAGUGAUAGUUUGUUUUUGUUUAUGUUUCCAUGUGGGCUGUACACCACUAGGGUACUAAGAUUGUCUUAUGGGUCAUUGUUGACCCAUGAAUUAUAAAAGCAUUUAAACACCAGAAAAAAUGUAUAAAGGCCACACAAACUUUCUCUAAUACACACAGCAUCAAACAUCAUAAGGAUGGCUCCAGGGCCAACAGUGGAUUCAGCUGCCCAUGUCUAGGACAUUUCAUCCCAUCCACCUUUCUUCUGUUCAUCACACCAGCCAUCUAAACAAUCCUGGAGAAUACAAAUUUGGAGGAUUCAAAAUUCAGUUAGGCUGCUUUAUUUUGGGGCUUUGGUAGGGCAUAUGAUUGUCAGUGGUGGACCCAGGAGGGGUUAUAGAUGGUUAUAUAUGGGAAAUUGUGGGGGGUUGUAGUGAUGGGGCCCAUUAGGGAAGCCCAACUAGGUCCCACUAUCAACACAUUUACAAACCCACUUAGCCCAAGUUCAACCCAUGUGAGCCCCACAUAAUAUGUUAAUCCCACCAAUUGACAGGUUCCAUUGUUAUGAAAUAAUGAAUGUUAUUCUCUACACAUGGUCUCUAUGAUGGUUUUAAUAUUAUGGCUGAUCUGUAAAUCCAGGGACCCUUACCUACUCUAGGUUUCCCACACUUUUAAGUGCAUGCUCCUAUCAAAUAUUACAUUUGCUUGGCUAUGAAAACAUUAACAACUUUAUUUAAGAUCAUUUGAUAUAUGUUGCUGUAAGCAGUUUUAAAUGUAAGUCAGAUAUAUUAAACAUGUUCCCAUUUAAUAUUUAUACAAAGCAACUGAACUGAAACUUUGUAAUUCAUGUAUCACUUUUACGGUUAUUUUUAUGCAAAGUUUGGCAGGAAUUCUGCAGGUAAAAGGAUGUUAUGACUUUAAAAUAGUUUUAGUGCAUCAGUGCACUGCCAGGAACUACAAGUGCCUGUAUUUGCAGAAAAAGAACCAAACUUUGCACUCUGUGUACCAUGAUUAUCAACAGCUGGAUCCAAUACCUCAAGCCAGAAUAUAUUUGCAUAAAACAAUUUUUUUUUGUAUUAUUUUGCAGUCUGCAACUAAAAUAUCUCUGUAACUAGCUUUAUCUAUAUAUUUGUAUAUAUUGAACAUUAUAGAUUAUAGGGUUUUUACUUUAAAAAAGCCACUUGCAUGGGAAUCAGGAAAACCCAUUUCUUUUUUGCAUUUGUUCUUUACAUUGUUUUAGAACUGUAUAAAGUGUAUAAUCGUUCAAAAUACUUUAACAUCGACUUUUAUUGAAAGUUAAAAAGGUUUCUGUGAAGUUGUGGAGAUUCUGUGUUUUUGUGCAUUGUUUGUGUGGGUGAUUAUAGUGAAUUUUUUGGGAUGAAUAAUGAGAACAUUAGUUGUUGAGUGAUAUUGCUGAUUUUUGGUUUCUGUAUUUCACACUAAUUAAUAAAUGCAUUUCAAGUACA